Messenger RNA from Linum tenue, 426 nucleotides. NCBI's taxonomy places the organism in Eukaryota, Viridiplantae, Streptophyta, Magnoliopsida, Malpighiales, Linaceae. The record is from the annotation of a GenBank genome assembly.
AUGGAGAUGGACAACAACCUCCUUACGACAAUGGUGGAAAGGUGGAGAAAAGAAACACACACAUUCCACCUUCUAGAGGGAGAGAUGACGAUUACGUUGAAGGACGUGGCCAUGCUGACAGAGCUUUCAAUCAAUGGUGAUGCCAUAAUCGAGAGUUCACAGAAACUAUUGAAUGGUUGGGGCCAAUUCAUAAGUGAGAAUUUAGGCAUCAACAUCGCUGAGAAAGCACCACAAGAUCGUCAUGUACCACCUCUACACAAGUCUGUGCUAUCGAUCCAUUGGCUAGUGAGGACCUUUGGUUCGUUGUCGGCGGAUGCCACGGAUGAUCAGAUAGAGAGGUAUGCUCGCAUCUACCUAAUUUAUUUUGUUGGAAGAUUUUUGUUUCCGAACAAGUCUGGUGGAAAUCUACAAUGUACGUGGCUCUGA